Molecule: messenger RNA, 3091 nt
Organism: Trachemys scripta elegans
Lineage: Eukaryota; Metazoa; Chordata; Testudines; Emydidae
Gene: RO60
Product: Ro60, Y RNA binding protein
Exons: 9
Coding region: 174-1790 (538 amino acids)
Cellular component (GO): ribonucleoprotein complex
Molecular function (GO): RNA binding
Source: RefSeq, a predicted model, not a curated record
GGCUCCAUCCGGGUCUUAGCGAUGCUGUCCUGACAGGAAUCCGACCAGGGAGGGGCUGAGUUCGAGGGAAAUCAGCUGCCUGAGGAGAAACAGAGCCGGCCGCAGACCGAUUGCGGAACCUGCUGCGCCCAGGCCCGCGGCUCACGCGCGCAGGCUUCCUGAAACUCUAAGCAAUGGAUGAAGACGCACAUCAAAUGCAGCCCUUGAAUGACAAGCAGGUGCCGAACUCUGAAGGUGGAUAUGUAUGGCAGGUCACCGAUAUAAAUCGACUCCACCGUUUCUUAUGUUUUGGUUCAGAAGGUGGUACAUACUACAUCAAGGAGCAGAAACUGGGCUUUGAAAAUGCUGAAGUUUUAAUAAGACUGAUUGAAGAUGGUAAAGGUUGUGAUGUGGUACAGGAAAUAAAGACAUUCAGCCAGGAAGGCAGGGCAGCAAAACAGGAGCCCAUGCUUUUUGCUCUUGCAAUUUGUUCACAGUGCUCUGAUGCAAAAACAAAACAAGCAGCAUUUAAGGCUGUUUCUGAAGUCUGCCGCAUACCAACUCAUCUGUUUACUUUCAUCCAGUUUAAAAAGGAUCUGAAGGAGGGCAUGAAGUGUGGCAUGUGGGGCCGUGCCUUGAGAAAAGCUGUUGCAGACUGGUACAAUGGAAAGAAUGGCCUGGCGGUUGCUUUAGCAGUUACAAAAUAUAAACAAAGAAAUGGUUGGUCUCAUAAAGAUCUACUGAGGUUGUCCCACCUAAAACCUGCCAGUGAAGGACUCGCUGUAGUUACUAAGUAUAUCACCAAGGGGUGGAAGGAAGUCCAAGAGGCAUAUAAAGACAAGGAAUUUUCUUCUGAGACUGAAAAAUUGUUAAAAUAUCUGGAGGCUGUGGAGAAAGUGAAACGUACGAAAGAUGAAUUGGAAGUUAUUCAUUUGAUAGAAGAGUAUAGGUUAGUUAGGGAGCAUCUCCAGACAAACCAUUUGAAAUCUAAAGAGGUGUGGAAGGCAUUGUUGCAGGAGAUGCCCAUUACAGCAAUGUUGAGGAAUCUAGGAAAGAUGACUGCAAAUUCAGUACUUGAACCAGCAAGCCCAGAAGUAGCAAUAGUGUGUGAAAGACUGAGAAAUGAGAAACUGUUAAAAAAGGCUCGAAUACAUCCAUUCCAUGUUUUGGUUGCAUUAGAAACCUACAAAGCAGGACAUGGAAACCGGGGAAAACUUCGGUGGCUUCCUGAUAAAGACAUUUUAGAAGCUCUUGAUGUCUCUUUUUACAAAACAUUCAAGACAGUGGAACCAACAGGGAAGCGUUUCUUGCUUGCAGUUGAUGUCAGUGCUUCCAUGACACAAAGAGUUUUGGGCAGUGUGCUUAAUGCUAGUACAGUUGCUGCAGCAAUGUGUAUGGUUGUUGCACGCACAGAGAAAGAUUCCAAUAUUGUUGCCUUUUCGCAUGAAAUGGUCCCCUGUCCAGUGACAAAAGACAUGACAUUACCUCAAGUAUUACUGAAAAUGUCUGAAAUUCCAAUGGGUGGCACUGAUUGUUCUCUUCCAAUGAUAUGGGCUCAAAAAACACACACAGCUGCUGAUGUCUUUAUUGUGUUCACUGAUAAUGAGACCUUUGCUGGAAAUAUUCAUCCUGCAGUUGCUCUGAAGGAGUACAGGGAGAAAAUGGGUAUUCCAGCUAAACUGAUCGUUUGUGGAAUGACAUCAAAUGGCUUUACCAUAGCAGACCCAGAUGAUAGAGGGAUGUUGGAUAUAUGUGGCUUUGACACAGGAGCUCUAGAUGUCAUUCGCAACUUCACUUUGGAUUUGAUUUAAUCUGUGAGCACCUGCUAUUCACAGUGCGUUCAUUGCUGGCAAGAGACUCUGCCCUGAGAACUCCCAGCCAAAUGUACUAUACUAAAAUAUGGCACAUGAUGCACAUAUCAGAAUACCUUUUUGUAAAGAGAAAAGCAGAUGAGUUAUUACUUUUUUUUGUUGCACAUAGUUUAAAAAUAACAAUGGGAAAGCGUUCUAAAUGUUGCUACACAGUUUAUGAUUUAAUUUCAUUUAUAAUAGUUGAACAAUACUAAGGUUUUCUGUCACUGUAUAAUGCCUUUGUCUUCAAUAAUAAAUUGAUGAGUUACUUCUGGUAUUGGGAGUGGGGGCAGGAAAGGGAAAUGGUGUUAAUGUUUUUAAAUAGUGUUAGUUUAACAGCAGUUUACUCACUUUUUUUUUUUUUAAUCUUUGUAUUUGAAAAGAAUAAGAUUCAACCAUUUCCAUUGUUCAGUUUCAAAUCUAUAAAAGAGAAAUUAUUUUCUGGAGUGCACUAGACCAUGUAACUGUGAUGGAGUGUAAAAGUUACUUGUCAAAUUUUAUACUGACAAAGUGAAAGUGGAAAUAUGUGACUAAAUUGUGAUAAUCAGACUUUUUCUGAACAGAUUACUAUCUGGAUCUUCUAAAAUAAAAUAUGUAACUUUUUUGGUAAAUUGAAAGGCAGUUUUUGUACAUUGCAAUUUCAGCAGCACUAUUGUGGAAUUUGUAUCCUUUGUAAGAAAUCUGUACAAACUCUUUUUAGCAAAAGAGGAUCCCUGAAGUCCCAUCCUCCAAAGUAAUAGCUUGCUGAGGUUUCAAGUGCUUUUUUGAUGAGGAAGAUUAACACACUAAUUCAGAUGCAUUUAACUCUUCAGUUUUGGUCAUCAUAAUCAGAAAAAAAUUAGCUGUUAAUUUCUGUAUUAUCUGCUCAUUCUUUUGAAGAAAUCUUACCCUAAAAAAGCAGAGCACUUCAUGGCAUUUAAUCUGUUUAAAGAUUAAUUUUUUUUUUCUGAUUUUUAAAAAGAAAUUAAAUCCGUAAUCUAUUUUCAAAACUAUGUCUACUUCAUAGUGACAUUCUUACAAUGAUCUUUCUGCAUUAUACAGCUGCCCUCUUAACAGUCAAAAUCUUACUUGUUUAGCAAUGUAUUGGAAAUGAGAGUUUUAAUCUUCUGUAUGACAAUAAAGAAAGAAGAGGCCAAAAGACAUAGGGGAGAAAGUUAUGUCUACAGGUAACUUCUUGACUCUGUUUUAGAGCAGGGAUUAAUAGUAAUGCGAUUAUAUAAUAUCAAAAUGUCACAGAUAAAAAACACAAGUUUUAUCUUUAA